Molecule: messenger RNA, 2373 nt
Organism: Thyridium curvatum
Lineage: Eukaryota; Fungi; Ascomycota; Sordariomycetes; Thyridiales; Thyridiaceae
Exons: 5
Coding region: 1-2373 (790 amino acids)
Biological process (GO): metal ion transport; transmembrane transport
Cellular component (GO): membrane
Molecular function (GO): dioxygenase activity; metal ion transmembrane transporter activity
Source: RefSeq, a predicted model, not a curated record
AUGGACGCACAAGAGGAUGAUCAGAUCCCGACAGCAGAUCUUGUAGUUGUAUCCUACGACAGCCUGCGGCGAGGGGAGCAUGCGGAAGUCACUGCCCUCUUCUCGGCUUGUACAGAAAGAGGCUUCUUCUAUCUCGACCUCACCGGCGAAGAUAACUUAGUGGUUGUUGAACAACUCUUCGGUGUCGCCAAGGAGUACUUUUCAAAACCCUUGGAGGAGAAGUUGAAAGAUAUGCAUUCUGAGCAGGAUGUCUUCCAUAUCUGCGGCCGAUACCCAACAGCCGAUACCCAACUCAUUGUCCCCGAGGGCAUCAGACAAAACUGGUCGCUCAUCGCGAAUUUCAUAGAGCAAUCCCACAAGAUAGCCAAGACCGUCCUCAACCGGCUGUCCACGUGCCUCGCGCUCGAGCUUAAGGCCCAAGAUGACAACCGCAUUGAUCUUGCCGCACCGCACGAUCCAAAUCUGGCCUCCACAUCAACCGCAGUCCUACAAUGCUAUCCGACCAAAGAUCUCAAGCCCGAGACGAGCGCAGGCCACUUUGCGCACACCGACGCUGGCAGUGUCUCGGUCCUAUUCAUGUCCCACUGGGGGCUGCAAGUCCACUCCUCCGUCCGCGAUCGUGGAACGGUCCCCGCCCCCCAAUUCAUCCCCCAGCCUCCGGAUCAGCCUACAGCAAGUAGUCCACAGGCAAACAUCCCAUCAAUCACAAUUCAAGGGAUGGAUGAUGUAAAUAACUCUCGCUCUUCCACAAAGAGCAUUCAUUUGUACAAAUUCUCCAUCUUGCCCAACGGGCUCGGGUAUCAUCACCAGAACCUUGCGCGAUUUCUUGCCCAAUUGAUGGAAACAGAGGAGAGUGCUUUUCAACCAUCGAAAUCUCACGACGACUUCGUCACAGCUUUUCGCUUCGUGCAGAGGAACGGUUACGGGACCGAGUCGCGGCUGCCUCGCAACUCUGGCGCUACUGGACCCAACUCUUACGUUAAAUCAUGGCAACUAGAAUCGCCUCCCAAGCACCUUCAGACUUGUGAGGAUCUCCAUCGGCAUCAGCUUGCUUUGAAACAUGAAUCCCCAGGCCAGGUCCUCUUCCUACGGGGUUUCCCGUCUCCCGAAUGGGUAGGCCUCAUAGGCUCCAAGUACCAUGUCGACCCAGAGUUCUUCUCCAGAUACCUCGAUUUCCGGUCUAUGGAAGAUCGGUCCAACAGCGUCUGUGCCCCUCUGCUCCCCUCUCGGGAAUGGAACAUCAUCGAGCUUUCUGUCCCUCGUGUUGGGCUUUGGAGCUCCCUUGGCCCGUAUGGUAGUCUCACUAGCCUAAAGAGCGUCCGGCUUUCAUCUGCCGCUGCUCUGGCAGAAAGACAUCAUCUUAUUGAGAUCGGUUCCGUAGUACCUGUCGGCAGCACCAUGAUUCGAGCCAUUCACAUCCUGGAUAAAUCCCAUUUUGCUGUCGAGCAGAAGAUCUUGAUAUGUCUACAACCUCCGGAUAAAAAGAGAGGAUGGACUGCUCUCGUCUGGACCGACGAAGGCACGAAAGCCGGAGUCGACUUCCUCGAGGGGCCACUAGCCACCAUUCUGCAGCUCUCUCAGCCAUUCAAAGCUUCACUGCUACCAAUAAUCGACUACACACCAAUGAUGGGACUCAAAGCCCACCUCAUAUCCAAACACCUGCCCGAUGACUCCCCCGGCCACUCCCACUCAUCAGCCCUCCCACUAGACUUUGGCUGUUCGAUCCGCAACACGCUAGCGAGCAAAGACCCUUUCUACGCACUCUCUGAGAUCUUCACCCUCGCCGCCUCUGCGGAAAAGGCCUUUCUCGACCGCGUUGAGCUCAAGCUCGAAGCAGCCAUAACACCCGAUCACACCACUCCCAUCUCGCACAACGACCGCCUCGAGAACCUCCGCUACUUACACGUUCUUCUCCAGCGCCGCGGACGGCGCAUACACGCCACGCUGCAGGCGAUACGAAAUACCGGGCAGAUCCAUAGCAAGUGGCCCCAGUCCAACGAGGAGUCGGCGGCUUGCGCCCGUAAGGGGACGGAGCUGGACAUGGAACACCUGCAUGAGCAGGCAGAGCGGCUGUCAAGGCAUUGUCAAAAUGAGAUUGCAGUGCUGAUGAAUAGUAUUGUGAUAUUGGAGUCUGUCAAGGCCAUCAGACAGGCUGAGCGGGUGGAGAAGAUUACAUUCUUGGCCUUCCUGUUUGUGCCCAUGUCUCUCGUCUCCUCAUUCUUUAGUAUGAAUGUGCCGGAGCUGCAGAGUGUGCCGCUAUGGUCAUGGUUUGCCACAAGUCUUGUCCUGGUGAUUGGUACAGUGGGUUAUUAUCUGAUUGAGGAUGUGCGAAUGCCUUGGAAGGCAUUGAAAGAGUGGUUGCCGCGGAGGUAA